Messenger RNA from Penicillium pulvis, 288 nucleotides. RefSeq lists its product as uncharacterized. The transcript has 2 exons. The record is from RefSeq and is a predicted model, not a curated record. NCBI's taxonomy places the organism in Eukaryota, Fungi, Ascomycota, Eurotiomycetes, Eurotiales, Aspergillaceae. Bases 1 to 288 code for a protein of 95 amino acids.
AUGGCAGAGACAGAGACAGUGACAGCGGACACGCUGCGCAGCCACUGGAAACCUCUUACUAUUAAAUCGGAGGCUUUUGACAAAUGCUACAAGCACUCGGUCAAUUAUCUUCUGAAGGAAAAUUACGAGAGGGUUUUAUACUGCUUUGAAUGCGAAAGAAUCGAAUUUCAUGAUGAAAAAGGAAAAGUGAUUUGGUCUACUGUUGGCUCGGGCAUGAUGGAUCCUUUUCCGGUUGAUGUGCAGGUCUUCAUAGUCCAUGGCAAGAUACGGCUAAGGGACAAGAUUUGA